Molecule: messenger RNA, 688 nt
Organism: Fundulus heteroclitus (mummichog)
Lineage: Eukaryota; Metazoa; Chordata; Actinopteri; Cyprinodontiformes; Fundulidae
Gene: wars2
Product: tryptophanyl tRNA synthetase 2, mitochondrial
Biological process (GO): mitochondrial tryptophanyl-tRNA aminoacylation
Cellular component (GO): mitochondrion; mitochondrial matrix
Molecular function (GO): ATP binding; tryptophan-tRNA ligase activity
Source: RefSeq, a predicted model, not a curated record
CUUUGACAGCCACCGUAGAGUAAACUCGCAUCAACCAACAUGGCGCUUCCCUUGCGGACCAAUUUGAAACAUUUCCUCUGUUUCAUUCAGAGGUUUAACCCCCUGAAGAGGCGCUUCUGCGCUGCGGUCUGUCCGGAAAACAAGCAGCCUCCUGGAAGUGCUCGUGUAUUCUCAGGGAUCCAGCCAACUGGAGUACCACAUCUAGGAAAUUACUUGGGUGCACUGGAAAACUGGGUGGCCCUGCAGAACCAGUACCCCUCAGUGCUGUACAGCAUAGUGGAUCUGCACUCCAUCACUCAGGCUCAGCAUCCAGACCAACUCAGGAACAACAUACUGGACAUGGCAGCAAGCUUGCUGGCCUGUGGAAUCAACCCAGAGAAGGCGAUCCUCUUUCAGCAGUCUCAGGUGUCCGAGCACGCAGAGCUCUGCUGGAUCCUCGGUUGCCUGACCAGCAUGCCCCGGCUGCGCCACCUACCGCAGUGGAAGAUGAAGAGCAAAGAGAAGAACGAGGGCAGCGUCGGGCUCUACACGUAUCCCGUCCUGCAGGCUGCCGACAUCCUGCUCUACAAGUCCACACACGUCCCCGUCGGAGAGGACCAGGUCCAGCAUCUCGAGCUGGCUCAAGAUCUCGCUCGGAUCUUCAACAACCGCUACGGAGAGCUGUUUCCUGAGCCGCGCGCGCUGCUGA